Anopheles aquasalis is the source of this 1855-nucleotide messenger RNA. RefSeq names its product putative fatty acyl-CoA reductase CG8306. Gene Ontology annotation, biological process: long-chain fatty-acyl-CoA metabolic process. The record is from RefSeq and is a predicted model, not a curated record. Gene Ontology annotation, molecular function: alcohol-forming very long-chain fatty acyl-CoA reductase (NADP+) activity. NCBI's taxonomy places the organism in Eukaryota, Metazoa, Arthropoda, Insecta, Diptera, Culicidae. Gene Ontology annotation, cellular component: peroxisome.
CACACGACUCGGAACAACCCAACGAUCAGUCGGUGUCGAGACCUUGCCCAGUGCGUGUGGUCAACUUGCGCGCGCAUUCCGUGUGAACUCCGAAGUGUUUCAUCAAAUACUCAAUACAUCAAUACAGAAUAACGGUGCAAUCAUGGCCAGUGAAGUGCAAAGCUUUUAUAAAGAUAAAUAUAUCUUCCUUACGGGAGGUACAGGAUUUCUGGGCGUCGCUAUCAUCGAUAAGAUCCUGCGCUCGACACCGGAGAUUGCUGGUAUUUACCUUCUUAUGCGUCCUAAGAAAGGAAAGGCCGUUCAGGAACGUCUGCAGGAUUUGACGAAGAACUCGGUGUUUGAGAAACUAUUGGAAUCGCAAUCGGCGGACAUCUUCAAGAAGCUCAUUCCCGUCGCGGGGGAUGUCGGCGAGGACUUUCUCGGUCUGUCCCAGGCCGAUCAGGAGCUUAUCAUCGCCAACACCAACGUCGUCAUACAUUCGGCCGCUACCCUCGACUUUCAAGCCACGCUACGACCAACGGUCAACAUCAACUUGCUCGGCACUAAGCGCGUGCUGGACUUGUGCACGAGGAUGAAAAAUUUGAAGAGCAUGGUGCACAUAUCGAGUGCAUACGUCAACUCUUACCUCACGGAGGCCGAGGAAAAGUUGUAUCCUUGUACCGAAACUUCGCAGAAAGUGAUCGACCUUGUGGACACACUCAGCGAUACGGCCCUCGAUGAUCUGCUGCCGAAAUUGCUGAAGGAUCAUCCGAAUGCGUAUACCUUCACGAAGCAACUAGCCGAACAUGAAGUUAACAAGCAUGCGUCACAGUUCCCCUGUGCCAUCAUCAGACCGAGCAUGAUUACCGGCGCAUGGAAAGAACCGACUCCAGGGUGGACCAUCUCCAAAAACGGUCCCCAAGGUUUUCUGAUGGGUGCUUCUAAAGGAGUCAUCCGUCGACUGCCAGUCGGUGUUGAUCUAGUUUACGAUUACAUUCCGGUCGAUGCUGUGGUCAAUCAAGCGCUUUGCCUUGGUUGGUACGUGGCCACCAAUGGCUUCCGAGAAGUUAAAGUGUUCCACUGUACCUCCAGCACAACGAAUCCAUUCAGAUGGCGGUCGGUGAUCGAUUCCAUGAACGAUUAUCUCCACAAAUAUCCACUCAAAUCGGCUAUCUGGUAUCCUCGUUUGAAGUUCGUUUCAAGCCUAUGGGUCUACAAGCUUUCCUCCAUCUUUGUGCACAUCUUGCCGGCGCUGGUUCUGGAUUUCAUUCUGCGAGUUACCGGUGGACGCCCAAUGUUGAUGCGCCUUCACACGAACGUGUGGGACUCGUUGAACCGCCUCGAAAAGUUCAUCUUCACCGAGUGGAAAUACUACAACCCAGCCACACAGCAGCUCGCGCAAUCGCUAUCCGAGAAGGAUAAAGCGCUGUUCAACUUCAACAUCUCCCAGCUGCAGUGGCCAGAAUACUUCGUCUUUCUCACCCAAGGCGUGCGUCGAUAUUUGAAUAACGAGCAGCCGAAAUCACUGGAUGCCGCAAGAAAGAAGGACAAAAUUUUGUUCGUCGUGGACGUCGUGUUUCAGGUUCUGGUGUUCGCUCUGUUCGGUGCGCUUCUUGCAUCGCUCUUCGGUUCGUCCAGCAGCUACUUUUGGUUGUACGGAGGUAUCAGCUAUUUGCUCUUCAGUUUGCUGUAGAAAAAGCGUGCUCGGCUAUACUCUUGCCAAUGAAAUUCCUAUUUGUAUGCACAUCAAUUGGCUCUCGGUGGUGUGCUAGCGGUUUAGAUGGAACUCUGUUCCAUAUUCUGUUUUGGGGUUACGGAAGUCGGGAAAAAGUAAGUUAAAUAAUAUGCGAAACUCAAUAAAAUUUACUAAAACUCA